UCGCUGUCAGACGCGCUCUUCGCAUUCCUGAGGGAGAAGAACCUGCCCGGCCCCGGGCUGCACCUCGACCACAUGGGGGAGUGCUGCCCGUGCUCCUGGCUCUCCGAGCUGUUGGACAGGUGCUUUGACAAGCGCAGGGACGUGGAGCCCGCUGUGAAAAACGAAUACAGCGGUGCGUCUGAGCAAUCCAAGCCGGAGAGGGAAGACAAAGAGCGGGAUGUUCUCACUCCUAAUGACGCGGGUGAUGGUGAUGUGUACACGGCGCUGUGGGGAUUUGAAGCUCGGGCUGAAGAGGAGCUUUCCUUCCAGCCUGGAGACAGGUUCAGGAUAGUUAAGCGCAGUGGAGACUGGUGGACGGCCAAUAAGGUUGACCGCUAUGGGAACGUGCUGGCCACCGGCAUUGUCCCUUUUAACUACCUGGAGCAAGGAGGAGAGGUGGUGGACGCGCAGCCGUGGUUCUUCGGCAAGAUGAACCGGUUUGAAUCUCUCAGCCACCUCAUGUCAGCGGAGAACAAUGAUGGAGCUUUCCUGAUACGAAUCAGUGAGAGUGACAACGUGAGGCAUGUGCUCUCAGUUAAGGUAAAGAACAGAGUGAAGCACUUUAAGGUUUACCAGACGGAGAGUGGAUUCUACGUGGAACAGUCAUGGAGUUUCUCCACUUUACUGAACCUUAUUGAACACUACCAGACUCAUCGACUGGCUUCUGUGGACAGACUCGGGAAACCAUGCAUCAGGAGAGAGCCACAGCCUCAGGACCUCUCUCACACCACAGUGGAUGAGUGGGAGCUUCCUAAAGAGGACUUCACUCUGGAGGAGCAGCUGGGCAGCGGCUACUUCGCCGAUGUUCAUCGCGGCAAGUGGAAGAACCGCAUCAACGUAGCUAUUAAAAUUCUCAAAACCAAUGCAUCUUUGAACCAGCGCGAGUUUCAUAUGGAGGUUCAGGUUCUGAAAAGAUUGCGUCAUCGGCACCUCAUCUCGCUUUUCGCCAUUUGCACUUCCUCCUCCCCCUAUUACAUCAUCACUGAGCUCAUGGAGAAAGGCAACCUGCUGGACUUCCUCCGCAGUAUAGAGGGCGGGACUUUAGACAUGAUGAGUUUGAUCGACAUGUCGGCCCAGGUGGCUGAUGGGAUGGCGUAUCUGGAGGCGCACAACAGCAUUCAUAGGGAUCUAGCAGCCCGGAAUGUGCUUGUUGGUGAGGGAUAUAUCUGCAAGGUGGCAGACUUCGGCUUAGCGCGAGUCAUCAAGGAACCAAUCUAUGUUUCAGAGGAAAAGAAGAUUCCGUACAAGUGGACGGCACCUGAAGCCAUCACGCACGGUCGGUUCUCCCAUAAAUCCGACGUCUGGUCAUUUGGCAUUCUCCUGUAUGAGACUAUUACCUAUGGUGGAGUUCCAUAUCCAGGUUUCAAUUCAAGUGAGGUGGUGCAUCAAAUCACCCACUAUGGCUACAGGAUGCCGCCCCCUCCUAAAUGCCCUCGCCUCAUUUAUGACAUUAUGCUGUCCUGCUGGAGUGAAGUGCCAGAUGACCGGCCGAAAUUCCAAGAGCUGAAAUCUGAUCUGGAAAACAUCAACCGCUACACAGAACUUGACUAACCCUUCUGGUCACUGGAGUCCUACUAGAAACAUUAUGUCUACUGUAUAUCACCAGCAGAGGGCAGCACAGACUCACAGGAAGACCAGGCUUGGACCGAAGGACGAAUAUAAUUUUUUUUUUUAACACCAAAGGAUUUGAUGCAGGGGUUAGCUGUUGGUAAAGCCAGGUGCCCUGCAAUCUGUUAAAGACUGUAAUACCUAGAAGACAGUGGCAAACCUAAAAUAAUAACAUAUCCAUUAUUUGACUGAUUGCAUUUAAAUGCAUGAUAGUCCUAUAAUAAGACACAUAAGCACUUUUAUAACAAAUAUCAUGUUAUAUUCGUUGUGCAUUAUUAAUGUUUGGUGAGGUUUUACACAUACAAUGAAGGGCUGCUGUGUUGGGAAGAUGAUUUUAGAAGACGCCAGUCGCCAGUUUACUUUAGCAGCCGCAAUGCACUGCAUUGACCAGUGACAGUAACUGGAGAGGCUGUCAUUGAGGUUACACUCUCAUUAUCAAGUGUACUGCUAUUGCCAAGCCUCUAAUGGAGAUGAGACCUGAGAUUUUUCAGUGCUGUGCAAUGUUACUAAAUACAAAAACAGGGACUUUACAACUUCAACUUGCUACAACAAGCCUAUUAAAAAUGGUUUAUCACCUUUGAUGCUCAAACCUAAACUGGACACAGAACAGGAAGCUAUUCUAGGCUGGUAAGACAGGCACUGUUGAUAUCACAGCAAUAGUCUAAUGAAGUGUGGUUAUUUUCUACACAUGGGGGUCAAAACCACAUUCUGUUGUACUGGUUAAGCUCACUAUGCGCUCUACAGGGCAUGAAGAUGUCCUUGCAGACCUGUCCAUGCAGUGAGAGCAUGACAGAGUGUAAAAUGAGUUAUGACAGAUAGCUGCUGUCAUCAUAGUGGUCAGAUGAGGUUCAGGCUUGCUGCGGGGAUAGCACCUCUGUUACUAUACCCAUGUGGACACUAUGUGCCACUUAUUAAAGCUAUAAGCUACAGAUUUUGCCAUGGGUAAAGAGAAAAUCCAGAACUUUCUGCAGAAUUAAUGAAUUAGAACAACGCCAUUCAGAAUGAUUUUUGCUUUAAAAUUAAUCUCACACAAAGCUGUUACAUAAAGUGGUUAUGUUUAUUUUGCCUGAUACCUGAAAGACUGUUUUAUGAUAAAGUUUUGUCCUAAAACUAUUUUUUGAAGCCAUUCACAGUGAAGAGGCCCAUGCAGAAUAUUAGGAAAGACACAACACAUAGAAAACCAAAUUUGACCUUUUUUCAUUUUGAAAUUUAACACUAUUAUCAGCAUUGCAUAUAAAACUGAGACAGGGGGUUCACUGGUGGAUUCGGAUAGUAAAUAAAAUGUCUAUAAUGUCUAAAAUGUGUUACAGAUAUUGUGACCCCUGGUUCCUAUCACCACUACUGUAAAGAAAUCUGAGUCUGUAAAUUUCUCUACCAUUAAGCAUUUCACACCAAACCACUCUGAAUGGCUCUGUUUACAUCCCAACGACUGAAUUAUGCAACAAUUAAACAAAAAAAAAAGAGAAGCCUGUAUCACACAGCAAAGUGCCUUACUGUAAACUGGCGACAAAAUACA
Molecule: messenger RNA, 3163 nt
Organism: Pygocentrus nattereri (red-bellied piranha)
Lineage: Eukaryota; Metazoa; Chordata; Actinopteri; Characiformes; Serrasalmidae
Gene: ptk6b
Product: PTK6 protein tyrosine kinase 6b
Exons: 8
Coding region: 73-1590 (505 amino acids)
Biological process (GO): cell surface receptor protein tyrosine kinase signaling pathway; innate immune response; cell differentiation
Cellular component (GO): extrinsic component of cytoplasmic side of plasma membrane
Molecular function (GO): ATP binding; non-membrane spanning protein tyrosine kinase activity; signaling receptor binding
Source: RefSeq, a predicted model, not a curated record